AUGACUUCCAAAGAAGAGCCCAAGCCCUCCUCGGGGGAAGAACGGCGGCGGAGCCCCUUGGAUCACCUCCCACCGCCGGCCAACUCCAACAAGCCCCUCACCCCCUUCAGCAUCGAGGACAUCCUCAACAAGCCCUCUGUGCGGAGGAGYUACACCCUCUGCGGAACGGCCCACCUCCUCUCCGCCGCCGAGAAGCACCCCCCGGCCGGGCUGCCCCUCUCCGGCCGGGCGCUGCUCUCYCAGACCUCGCCCCUCUGCGCCCUGGAAGAGCUGGCCAGCAAGACCUUCAAGGGGCUGGAAGUCAGCGUGCUGCAGGCGGCCGAAGGCCGGGACGGAAUGACCAUCUUCGGGCAGAGGCAAACGCCGAAGAAGCGUCGGAAGUCGCGGACGGCCUUCACCAACCACCAGAUCUACGAGCUGGAGAAGCGGUUCCUCUACCAAAAAUACCUGUCGCCGGCGGACCGGGACCAGAUCGCCCAGCAGCUGGGGCUCACCAACGCCCAGGUCAUCACCUGGUUCCAGAACCGCCGCGCCAAGCUCAAGAGAGACCUGGAGGAGAUGAAGGCCGACGUGGAAUCGGCCAAAAAGCUGGGCCCCAACCCCGCCGUGGACAUCGUGGCCUUGGCCGAGCUGGAGCCCAGCGCCGAGGGAAGGGGCAAGGCACGGCCCGGGUCCCCGCCGCCGCCCCCCGCCGCCGCCCGGGAACGGGCUGCGUUGGCACCCUCCGGGAUGUCYCUGGAAUCUGGCUGUCCCUUCUGCAACGAGGGGCGGUACUUUCGACGUGCGCACCAGAGGCCCUUCGCCCUUCUCGUCCAGGUGACACGAGGAGGCGGCAGCAGGUAUGACGUCAUCGACUCCCACGGUGACUUCAUCACCCGUCCCACCAAAAGCAAGUGGCCGUCGGAAAACAGCCCUCGAGGGGGCUGCCGUCAGCGCCGAGCUAAGGGGGGCUCCGGUCCUCGCCCCUACCCCGGCCUCUGCUCGCCCCUUUCCUUGCCCAUCGCGCCGCGCUCCCUCCGCAGCACUGCUCGCUGA
Molecule: messenger RNA, 1035 nt
Organism: Malurus melanocephalus (red-backed fairy wren)
Lineage: Eukaryota; Metazoa; Chordata; Aves; Passeriformes; Maluridae
Gene: LBX1
Product: ladybird homeobox 1
Exons: 5
Coding region: 1-1035 (344 amino acids)
Biological process (GO): regulation of DNA-templated transcription
Molecular function (GO): DNA binding; DNA-binding transcription factor activity, RNA polymerase II-specific
Source: RefSeq, a predicted model, not a curated record